AAGAGGCACCCAAACCCAAGGCAAAGAAUCCUCUUGAUCUUUUGCCUCCUAGCAAGAUGAUUCUGGAUGAAUGGAAGAGGCUUUAUUCAAACACAAAGACCAACUUCCGUGAGGUUGCUGUCAAAGGCUUCUGGGACAUGUAUGAUCCAGAGGGUUACUCCCUUUGGUUUUGCGAUUACAAAUACAACGAUGAAAAUACAGUUUCAUUUGUGACUUUGAACAAGGUGGGCGGUUUUCUGCAGCGGAUGGAUUUGGCUCGUAAAUAUGCGUUUGGGAAGAUGUUGGUGAUUGGGUCUGAUCCUCCUUUCAAGGUGAAGGGCUUGUGGCUGUUCCGUGGGCAAGAGGUUCCCCAGUUCAUAAUUGAUGAAUGUUAUGACAUGGAACUGUAUGAUUGGUGUAAGGUUGAUAUAACUGAUGAGGAUCAAAAGGAGCGCGUGAACCAGAUGAUUGAAGAUCACGAGCCUUUUGAGGGGGAGGCUUUGUUGGAUGCCAAAUGCUUCAAGUGAUGAGACAAAGGUGUUCGAAGAGGUAGCUGUAACGUUUCAAGGGGUUUCUUCAGAGGUCGUUCAUUCUGGUUUUUUUUUGUGUUUUAGACAUUAUCUUUUGCUUCUCCCAGCACUCUAAUGUAUUACAUUGAUAGGAUAUGGGACAAUGUUGUCUGUUAUAUUAGGAAUAUCAAUUGAAUCACAUGGUGAUGAAGUCAACAUUUAUUUGCAAGUUA
Molecule: messenger RNA, 721 nt
Organism: Rosa rugosa (rugosa rose)
Lineage: Eukaryota; Viridiplantae; Streptophyta; Magnoliopsida; Rosales; Rosaceae
Product: elongation factor 1-gamma-like
Exons: 2
Coding region: 57-506 (149 amino acids)
Biological process (GO): translational elongation
Molecular function (GO): translation elongation factor activity; glutathione transferase activity
Source: RefSeq, a predicted model, not a curated record